Messenger RNA from Papilio xuthus (Asian swallowtail), 1171 nucleotides. Lineage: Eukaryota; Metazoa; Arthropoda; Insecta; Lepidoptera; Papilionidae. The record is from RefSeq and is a predicted model, not a curated record.
UGUCACAAAUAUUCGUACUAAGCCCCCAGACUAUUAUAUGACAAGUCACAACACAAUUUGCCGGCAUUCGCUUCUGUUCGCGCGCUGUGUAGUCAUGACCAAGGUUAACAUUCCGAGUUUCAAGCUGAACAAUGGGCUGGAAUUGCCAGCACUGGGUUACGGCACAUGGCUGGGUCUUGAUGAUAAGAUGGAGUUCAAUAUGCAAGAAGCUCCGAAGUUGGUAGAGGCGUUGUCGUACUCCAUAGACAUCGGAUACCGACACAUCGACACAGCCGACCUCUACCGUGUUGAAAAGGAAAUCGGACAAGUUGUCAAACUGAAGAUUAAAGAGGGCGUUGUCAAGAGGGAGGACUUGUUUAUUACCACUAAGGUGUGGCAACACAACCAUCGCAUAGCUGACGUGGAGAAGUCGGUGCGAGAGUCGCUAAAGCGCCUCGACAUGGAUUAUGUCGACCUCGUUCUGAUGCACUGGCCAAUGUCCAUAUCUGUAGAUGGCGUGGACGAGAAGAUCGACUACCUGGAAACUUACCGCGGACUGGAGGCGGUGCUGCAGAAGGGACUGACACGAACCAUCGGAGUUUCCAACUUCAAUCUGCAACAGAUGCAGCGACUGCUCGCAAACUGCAAAGUCCCGCCCGCCACAAACCAAAUUGAGAUUAAUCUAAACCUAGGUCAGAAGGAGCUGGUGGAGUAUUGCCAAUCAAAAGGUUUGGUUGUCGUCGCGUUUACAUCAUUCGGCACGAUGGUACCCGGCCGCACGGUGCCCGGCAGCCCCGAGCCUAAGAUUAACAAUCCUACGAUGGUUGCCAUUGCUAAAAAACACGGCAAAGCAGUCACACAAGUCGCCUUGAGAUAUCUGUACCAACGCGGUAUUGCUACUAUCCCAAAAUCUCUUACCAAGAGUCGUAUCUUAGAAAAUGCAUCCAUUUUCGAUUUCGAAUUGGACGAGAAAGACAUCGCUGAAAUAGCAAAGUUCGAUAAUGGAUAUCGAACUGACGUCCCCUCGUUCUGGCAGGAAUACGACAACUAUCCAUUCGAGAAGGUACCAGAUCCAGAAAAAGAAAUACCUUUGGCACUCCUCAAGUGGUAAAAUGGCGGGAAUUUUGACGUCAAUUGAAUUCUUUUUUUUAUUUGUUACUAAAAAAAUAGUUUUUAUAUUCAAAUUAUGUUU